Syzygium oleosum is the source of this 1077-nucleotide messenger RNA. Its product is annotated as NAC domain-containing protein 71-like. The record is from RefSeq and is a predicted model, not a curated record. The transcript is spliced from 3 exons. Bases 42 to 968 code for a protein of 308 amino acids. Lineage: Eukaryota; Viridiplantae; Streptophyta; Magnoliopsida; Myrtales; Myrtaceae. Gene Ontology annotation, molecular function: DNA binding. Gene Ontology annotation, biological process: regulation of DNA-templated transcription.
CUUGUUCUUCCUCUCUCUGCUUGCACAAGUUUGCCAUCCAAAUGGAAAACACAAUCUCUGAAGUAAUGAGAUCACUCCCUCCAGGAUUCAGAUUCCAUGCCACUGAUGAGGAGCUUCUGAUUCAAUACUUGAAGCCCAAAAUACUGGGACAACCCGGCGAACACUACUACGAUGUAAUACCGGAGAUCGAUGUAUGUGAAUUCGAACCUUGGCAAUUGCCCGCCAUGUUCCGUCACAUGUUCAACAGUAAGGAGCUGUUUUUCUUUUGUCAUUUGAAGCGCAAGUACUUUAACAGCAAGCGCUCCGACCGCACAACCAAAGCCGGUUACUGGAAAGUAACGGGCAAGGAACGCGCCAUCAUGAGCGAGGACACCAAUGCGCCGAUAGGAAUCAAGAAGACACUGGUGUUCUACGAGGGCCGCGUGCCUAAAGGCAAAAGGACCAACUGGGUGUCUCACGAGUACCACCUAAAUCCUGAGUGUUUGGGCCAUAAUCACAACGCAGAUGAGAUGCCACCUUACGUGGCAUGUCGGAUCAAGAACAAAAAAGAGAAGAAGCUGAUAACGGCUCACGCUCCGACAGUCAGCCCCGAAGGCUGUUCAAGCAGCCCUCACGCAUACACUAGCAAUGUAUCAGGGACCCCUGUGUAUCAAGAAGGGUACCAUUCCAGCUUCUGUGACACCCCCAACAACGAAGUUGCUGAUAACCAAGAAGCAGUUGAUGCUCAAGCCGAGAUGUCAGUGGAAGAGUUAAUGGAAUCGCUCCCGCCAUUGCAGCCUCUGGAUGACACUUCAUUAGACUACAACAACACUCUCACCUAUCAGCCACACGCAGAAGCAGAGGAUGGAUCAUCGACCUUAUUUGAUUUCUCAUAUGACAGCUACGGCGAUGAGCUUGACUAUGGCUACAUGCCAUCUCCAUGCAGCAAUUUCGCAAACUAUUCCAGUUUCGACUGGGGCAAUGUCUGAUCACUUCUCUACUACAACGUGCGACAACGGUUAAUCAUAAUUAGCUAGGAGUGUGUGUUUUUACUUGAGAUGUAUUUAGUAUUGUUGAGUGUGGCUUCUGGAGUGAAGU